Ornithorhynchus anatinus (platypus) is the source of this 3646-nucleotide messenger RNA. Its product is annotated as exocyst complex component 1-like. Bases 674 to 3265 code for a protein of 863 amino acids. NCBI's taxonomy places the organism in Eukaryota, Metazoa, Chordata, Mammalia, Monotremata, Ornithorhynchidae. Gene Ontology annotation, cellular component: plasma membrane; exocyst. Gene Ontology annotation, molecular function: phosphatidylinositol-4,5-bisphosphate binding. The record is from RefSeq and is a predicted model, not a curated record. Gene Ontology annotation, biological process: Golgi to plasma membrane transport; exocytosis. The transcript is spliced from 18 exons.
UGUCUUGCACUCUCCCAAGUGCUUAGUACAGUGCUCUGCACACAGUAAGUGCUCAAUAAAUACCACUGAUCAAUCGAUUGGUUGACUAAUUUGAGAACGGGCUACUUGCUCUGAGGAAAGAUAACGUUUCUUUACCUACCUCAUGAGUAGCAGGCCUGCCACGUAAUAUCCUUUCUUAUUUUUAUUCUUAAAAAAAAAAAAAGGGUGACCUUGUUUCCUUCACUUUUAGGAUUUAAACUCUGAGACUCAAAGUGGCCUCUAACGAUCUCUUAUACAACAGCAAAUGAUUGGGGUCUUUUUCUGUAGAAAAGAAUGGGGAAUAGGAGUGACAGGAGAUAUCAUUAAGCAGUCAACAGUAAAGGAAGAUCAGUCAAUGCUAUUUACUGAGCAUUUACUCUGUGAGAUCACUGGACUAAGCCCUUGGAAAAGUACAAAGACUAAGCCUUAGCCUCAGGGAGAAGACAUUUUAGAGAGUCAGUCUGUCUCUGCCACUUCCUGGCCCCUGCUCUUCUUCUCCAGCCCUUCUCUCUGAGACCAGUAUCAUUAAAAAACCUCCACACCCUUUCUUCUCAUCCACCCCAGCUACCAGGCAGGCUCAGAUGAGGAUUGUCGAGGUUCCAGGCCCUUUCUCUCCCCUCUCCGAUCCUCUCACUCCUCUUUCUUGUAGCCCAUCAUGGCUUCCACUUGGAAUGUACUACAAGGAGAUGUCUUCACCCCUUCGGGUGAAAAACUUCUGGAAAUAGCCCAUGUUUGGAAGACUGGGAAGAAAAAAAAGACCGCGGUACUCUGUAUCAUAGUGGGCGCCAGUCUACCUGUGCAGUUGUUCCUGGUGAAGGUGAGAAGGGCAGAUCGAGGUGAGCAGUAUAAGAGGACUGACAAGUGGCCCUUGAAAGAUCUGAAGCUGGUAGAUGGAAAGCAAGCCAAUCAGGAAACUCCUGAAUUCGAUCUGCGGUUCGAUAAGAUUUACAGAUGGACAGCCAGCAGCUCUGAUGAGAAGAACACGCUUCUCCGCUGCUUGUGGAAGCUGAACCGGCGUCACCUCUCGGGCAGGAUUGCAUUUGUCAAUGUUCCCUUGGAAUCGGUGGAAGGGUACCAGAGGCUGCAGGAAGAGCGAAAGGCCGAUUCGGAGUUCACAGUACCGGAAGAAGAGACGGAGUACCAGGAGAUGACCCCCAAGGAAUCUGCUGAUAUGCUGAAACUGAUGGAGGAAUACGAACCGCUAGUGAGCAACUCGGUGGCUUUCGUGGAGCGCCUUAGUCGAGAUCUUCAGCUGUUGGAUGAGGCCAACCUGCAGUCUGUCAUCUCCUCCGAGCAGCAGGUGGCCCAGCUCGUGGGCUUCAUCGACGAAGCCCUCGAGGAGGUUGCCGACGUGGAGGAAACCCUGCAGAUCUACGAGAAGCUCCUGGGCACCAUGAAACAGCAGAUGGAUCACAUUCAGCGGCGGAACUCCUUUCUGCAGCUCAUCGAUACCAACCAAGAGAAACUGAUGAAUGAGAUCCUCUUCCUUGUGGAUAAACUGAAUCUUAGCACAAAGCACUACGAGGCGCUGAGCAGCGGGGAUCUGUCCACUCCCAAGAAAGUGAAAGCCUGCAGUGCUGCCGUGGGAGCCCUCACGUCCUGUAUGAACGUCCAGAUUCAGCCGGCUUACAGGAAACUGCAGGCUGUAGCAGAACAGCUAAUCAAGUUUGAAACUCUCCGACAAAACUUCGAAAACGGCUUUGUCAGCCACAUUGUCAACAUUUUCGAACAGCAGGGGAGGGGUCACGUCUCCUGGGUGAUGCGACCAGAGAGGAAGCUGAUCGUCCCUAGCCAUGGGGACCGCCACCGGGAUCUGUUGCUCUUUGUCCCCCUUAUGACCUGGCUGAAGAAUACCAACCCGGCCCUGUUUCAAGACUUGCCAAAGGUCUAUACCAGAAACCUCAGCAAACUCUACGAGAGGCAAAUCAGGCUGUUUUUUGAGCGGGCGAGAAUGCUGCUAGAGAGACCAAAAGAAAGUUCACAUGAAGGAUUAGACAAACUGGCGAAUUCACCAGCCAAUGAUCCUAGUCCACCCCGGAGAAGCUCCUUAGCUGACAGCGUGGAUGGAGAGGGAGAAGAAUCGGACCGAGGAAACAUGGGAAAAAUCUUGGAGCGUAUUCUGAGAGAGCUGGAACCUUUGUAUACCGCCGAGCAGACGUUCAUCACCAAAUUCUUCUUGCCGAACCAAGAUGGUCACCAGGAGAUCCUUGAUCCAAAUGAGGUGAACCUGGCAUCUUUGGCAGCGUCUCGCCACACCAGAACGACGCCCCAGCUGGAUGAAAGCAUAAUCCAGAUGCUGAAAGAGAUCUUUGCUUCUCUUGAGUCGGAACUGAAAAACUUUAUCGGUGCUUGCCAAAGAGUUCACCAGUUCAGCUUCCUUCAAAUCCUGGUCACCUUGAACGAUUAUUCGUCUGAUGCCCGCGCCACUCCGUCGACUUCCUCCUCGGCUUUCUUCGUCUCCGUCCUCAGUCAGAUCCUUUACCAGGCCCGAUCUACUUUCGGUAACCGUGUGGCUUCCUUGUGCAAGGAGAUUGAGGAUGCGAAGGUUUCCGGCAAGAUGAGGCUUGGUGUUCUGCCGUUCAUCAGUCGCUUUGAGGAAUUUGUCACGGUUUCCGAAGACGCGUUCAAAUCGACUAAGAGGAGAGAAGAUCUUGACAGGGCUCAUGGCAAGCUGAUAGGCUUGGUCUUCAAGAGCAUUGAUAAGCUGUCCUCCACAAACCUGAAGAUCAAUGCAGACAUGGUCAAGAUGGAGAAUUUCCACCACAUUCAUUGCUUUCUCUCCCAAAUGAAAAUCCAGAUCUUAGAAGACCGAAGGAAGGAGGCAAAGAAGAGGUACAGUGAGCAUUUGGACAGGUAUGUCAUCAAAUACCUGGGCCAGCCACUGGAGAAACUAAAUUGUUUCUUCGAUGGCGUGAAAACCCGUUUGGCCCAGGGGGUGAAAGAGGAGGAAGUGAGUUUCCAGCUAGCGUACAGCAAGCAAGAACUCCGGAAGGUGAUUGAGAAGUAUCCUGGCAAGGAGGUGAAGAGGUCCUUAGAGGUGCUUUAUAAGAAGAUUAUCAAACAUCUCUCCCCAGAAGAAAACCUGUUACCCUUGGUCUGGCACGCCAUGGAGAAAGAAGUCCUGCAGCAGUACCAUGAGUUUGACCAUCUGAUUCAUCGCUGCUACCAGGGAUCAGGAAUCGCUCUGGACUUCUCAGUGGAGGACUUACUUGAAUAUUUUGAGACCAUCACUCAAUCCAAUUUGUAACAAGGCCUUCUGGGAUGGAUCCCCAUUCAGAUGAGGUAACUGAGGCACAGAGAAGUGAAUUGAUUUGCCCAAGGCCAAACAGCAGGCGACUGCCAAAUUCAGGAUUAGAACCCUUGACCUUCCGAUUCCCAGGACCGUGUGCUAUCCACUGCACCAUACUGCUUCCCUCAUCCCAGGACUGUGCUGAGCUGAUGCCUGCGGUUGCAUGUUCACAAGCCACAUUUCAGAUGCGUAUAAUCUCCCCUCUCCAGCCCUCUGCCCUUAGCAACUUUUCAUGUUAUUGUUCAUGCCAGAUGCCCCAGAUACUGUUUAAUGUUUCACUUAGGGCACGUGGAAAGUCAGAAGACUUUAAAAUAAAAGAUAUUUCAAUGUGAUGUUCAA